Petromyzon marinus (sea lamprey) is the source of this 4437-nucleotide messenger RNA. RefSeq names its product protein O-linked mannose N-acetylglucosaminyltransferase 2 (beta 1,4-) (gene POMGNT2). Gene Ontology annotation, biological process: protein O-linked glycosylation via mannose. Lineage: Eukaryota; Metazoa; Chordata; Hyperoartia; Petromyzontiformes; Petromyzontidae. Gene Ontology annotation, molecular function: protein binding; protein O-acetylglucosaminyltransferase activity. The record is from RefSeq and is a predicted model, not a curated record. Gene Ontology annotation, cellular component: endoplasmic reticulum.
AGACGGUGAUCUUCUCAUUUUGAUUUUGCUGUACUGCCCUCUGCUGGCCAUCACAUGCAAAGCCCUUCGCUUGAGAAUGAGGCCGACUGGUGAAAAUCACCGCGGUCCCUAAAGUCUCCCACCCGCCUCCAUUCAUCCUCCUGCUCGCGUCGCCGUCCGUCGCUAAGCACCGGGACCCCGAGACUCUGGGACCCCGAGACUCUGGGACUGAGACUCUGGGACCCCGAGACUCUGGGACCCCGAGACUCCGGGACCCCGAGACUCUGGGACUCUGGGACCCUGAGACUCUGGGACCCUGAGACUCUGGGACCCUGAGACUCUGGGACCCCGAGACUCUGGGACCCCGAGACUCUGGGACCCCAGGACUCUGGGACUCUGAGACUCUGGGACCCUGAGACUCUGGGACUCUGGGACUCAGAGACUCUGAGACUCUGGAACCCUGAGGCUCUGGGACCCCGAGACUCUGGGACUCUGAGACUCUGGGACUCUGAGACUCUGGGACCCUGAGACUCUGGGACCCCGAGACUCCGGGACCCCGAGAUUCCGGGACCCUGAGACUCUGGGACCCCGAGACUCUGGGACUCUGGGACUCUGAGACUCUGGAACCCUGAGGCUCUGGGACCCCGAGACUGGGACUCUGAGACUCUGGGACCCUGAGGCUCUGGGACCCCGAGACUCUGGGACUCUGAGACUCUGGGACUCUGAGACGCUGGGACUCUGAGACUCUGGGACCCCGAGACUUUGGGACUCUGGGACCCUGAGACUCUGGGACCCUGAGACUCUGGGACCCUGAGACUCUGGGACCCUGAGACUCUGGGACUCUGGGACUCUGGGACCCUGAGACUCUGGGACUCUGAGACCCUGGGACCCUGAGACUCUGGGACCCCGAGACUCUGGGACCCUGAGACUCUGGGCCUCUGGGACUCUGAGACUCUGGGACUCUGAGACUCUUGAGACCCUGAGACCCCGAGACUCGGGGACCCCGAGACUGCAGGACACCGAGACCCCGAGGCUCCGGGACCCUGAGACUAUCGGGAACCCAAGGCUGCAGGACCCCGCACCGUAACGACAAGAGGAGGCCCGGGACACAUCAACGAUAGCUCUGUGGCGCCCCCUGACUCACCACGCGUGGAACAGAGAGAGUUGAACGGCAUUACCUCCCUCGCCAAUGCAGGUUACUUUAAAGACAACUUGACCGUCACUGCUAAGAGUGCGUGCCAAAAAAAAUAUUCAGCUAUAUACACAUCGUGGCGCUCUUGCUUAUGCAGUAGUUUUUAGUAUCCAAGUAUCCUGCCAUCAUUAGCAAGGUUGUUUUCUAUCAACAUUACUUUAAUAUUGUAAAUAUUGUAGCAGUUUGUGAAGAUGAUUUAUCAGCUUGCAGCUGGAAUGGGUGAUUUCGUUCAAAUCAAGAACAAUUUAAUAUAUUGUCAGGCACUAAGGUGAACUCCUCUCGCUUUAGUUGCUCCAGUUAUAAUCCCAUCAUCACAAACAUCUUAAAAUUACUGUUAUGGUUUCCAUGAACUUAAGCCCAUGAGCACCGCUCAUUGUGCCGCCGCUGUAGACAUCAUCUCCGUACCAAGUAGAUAACGGCAGUGGCAAGGAUCCCCGUCGACCAUGAACGUGCCAAUGCUUCUCAACGGCGUCCUCCUGCCGGUGCUGGCGGCCGUACUCUGGCAAUAUGUGCGCGUGCAUGAGCGCGCCAGCCAGGCGGAGGAAGAGCUGCGAGCCGCUCGCGCCAGCCCGCUGCUGUCGCCCGCCGACUACACCGCCGCGCUGGACGAGCUGCACGCCCUCGGCACCGCUGCCGUCUGCACCGGCAAGGUGCACACCGACCGGCUGUGCCGCUUCCAGCGCCUCUGCUAUUGGUCGGACGCCGACGAGUUCGUGUUUUUCCACGGGCCCGGCUCGGUGGCGCUGCCCAGCCUCGGCGCCCGCCGAUUCCAGCCGGCGCUCAUGGAUUUGUCGUCCGUCGACGAUCACAACACGCAGUACUUUAAUUUCGUCGACAUGCCCGUGUCAGCCCUGGGCGGCCUGCCCCAGCCCGUCUUCCUGUCUGACCCGGCGUUGAUCUUCAACCGUUUCAACCCAGGCAACAUCAUGCACGUUCUUCACGACGAUCUGCUCCCGGCUUUUUACACCCUACGACAAUUUGGCGAGCUAGGCAAUGAGGCCAGGCUGAUCUUUUCUGAAGGCUGGUCGGAGGGUGCACACUUCGACCUGUACAUGUUGCUCACAGACCGCCGCCCGCUGCUCAGAGAAGACCUUGCCAGACUGGGUCCAUUAGUUUGCUUUCCGCGUGCAUACGUGGGUGUCAGUAAGCUGGUGACUUGGUACCAGUAUGGCUUCACACAACCGCAGGGGCCUAAGCCCAAUCUCCUGGUAUCGGGAAAUGAGGUCCGACACUUUGCUGACUUCAUCCGAGAGAGACUGAACGUGUCCGUACCAGAGUUCAACUUCAGUGAACAAAACAGCGCGAAUUUAGGUUCUCAGGACAGUGACUGUGACACAAAUUCCAAGACUGAGUGCACCAUUGCGUCCGGUGAGAAACCAGCAGGGACGAGCCCCAGCUCUCUCGGUUCUACCGCUGACCACGGGCAAAGUGCAGAAAACAACCCUGUCGGCAAUGCCGUGACUGGCCACUCGGUGGUUCUGUUCCGGCGGACACUGAACCGGCUGAUCCUGAACGAAGCAGAGCUGAUCGUGGCCCUGGCACAGGAGUUUUCCACGCGUGUGCUCGUCGUGUCUGAGGAGUCCCACUCCUUCCCCGAGCUGGUGCGAAUUCUGAGCGGCGCGUCCGCCCUCGUUGGCGUCCACGGCUCCCACCUCGCCCUCGCCGCUUUCUUGCCGCAGGGAGCAGCUCUUGUGGAGAUUUUCCCGUACGGCGUGAAUCCGACGCACUACACGCCGUACCGCACGCUCUGCGGCCUGCCGGGAAUGGGCCUGGUGUACGCGGCGUGGAGAAACGAGCGGCGCGGCGACUCGGUGGCGCACCCGCAGCGGUCGUGGGAUGAGGGUGGCAUCGCCCACCUGCCCCCGGCCGAGCAGGAGCGCAUCGAGCGCAGUGCCGAGGUGCCCCCCCACCUCUGCUGCCGCAAUCCCGAGUGGCUCUACCGCAUCUACCAAGACACACGUGUCAACAUCCCGUCCUUCCUGGCGACGGUACGAGCGGCGCUGGGCGACCGUCCUCCCUCCCCGAGCGAUGCCCCCGCGGUUCCCGUCAUGUUCCCGGGCCGCGUGAGGGCCGCUCGCUGCGAGGCUGUGAACCGACAAGACGCCGGCUCCCAGGGGACAGCCACGGGCUCCGCAGCUGGCCUCCUCGUGUCGUGGGAACCACCGUGGAAUCUGCCCUUUCUCAAAGUGCCCUCGCACGAGGUGCGUUACGAGGUGUGGAUCCAGGAGCUGGGCGAGAACACGUACACGCCCUACAUCCUGCCCGUCCUCAACCACACGUUUCGCGAGCACGUUCGCCCGCACGCCACCUACCACGUGUGGGUCCGUUGCCUGCUCGGGGAGGCCCUGCAGGGACCCUUCGCGGAGGCCCUCGUCUGCAACGCCUGAGCAACGACGCAAGUUUUUGCACGGGCGGGCAUCGCACGUCGGCGAGGGCUCGCGCGGGAGUGGCGCGCGGGAGUGACGCGCGGGAGUGACGCGCGUUCACGGGCGUUUGCGUUCGUGUGCAUAUAUACCCGUCCGUGGAAACCGUCACGUGGAAAUAACAAUUCGUAAACGGCUCUUCUGAACAAUCGCACGUGCGCGGUACAGCGCCUUUCCGCCUUUCUAAAUGGAUACACCACAGUCUACUGGCAGGUUGUGUGUGGUGGAGGGUAGUGUGGGUAUACCCCCAGCUGUAUCAAAAACGGCUGGCCAGUGUGGAUGAGGAGGCUAAUACAUCCUCUGGGGGAGCUCCCCAGAGCUCCCUUGAAGCCAAGUCCGUUCUGCCGGCAGUGGCGUAAGGAAGCAAUUCCCAGGCUGUAUCUUUACCUUUUACGACCCCUUUGUCAAUUCACUUUUAGAUGUCGACCUCCCCACACCGUGCUGGGUCAUGGGGGUUAUUUGAUCUUACUUCACUUCACAAGUCAGUGUGGGUUGGUGAAAGUGAGGAACAUAGAAUCUGAGAGCAUAUUACAGUACAACAGAGUCCAUGACGCAGCCCCACAGCAUCUCCAACACCUGUUUUGUGCAUGCUUGCCUUCCAUCCAUUUACUAUCCAAACUCAUCACUGCAUAGCGCAUCCAGGAUAAAUAAACAUUCUGAUUCUGAAUACAUUCAAUAUUGUUAUUAUUUAUAAAAUUUGUAGUUUUCACCCAUGAAGUUUGGGGCGCCGCGGUGGUGAGAUGUUAACUCUCUUGCCUGGUAUGCAGGAGAUCGUAGGUUCAAUCCCGACCCUGACGCCUGGAUAUUUGGAGUCUCAAUGUUCUCCCCGUGGUCACGUGCUAU